This is a messenger RNA of Macrosteles quadrilineatus (aster leafhopper), 1968 nucleotides long. RefSeq lists its product as uncharacterized. The transcript has 8 exons. The coding region runs from base 137 to 1801 and encodes 554 amino acids. Gene Ontology annotation, molecular function: zinc ion binding; protein binding. The record is from RefSeq and is a predicted model, not a curated record. Lineage: Eukaryota; Metazoa; Arthropoda; Insecta; Hemiptera; Cicadellidae.
AGUCUGAUUCUGUCUGAUUCUUCUAAUUCUAAUAGUAGUAGUAGUAACUAGUAAGUAGAAGAGAGAACGAGAGAACCAAGGAACUCGAAAUGUUGAUGUCGUUCUAUUGUGUGUCAUAAAGUACACAUCUUGAAGAAUGUCGCAUAAGAAUGCUGCUAGCAGUGGAAAUGAAGAUAUGUUUACAAUAAUCAUUGAAACUUUAACUGGGACAACAUUUGAGGUGAAAGUUUCUCCACAAGAUACUGUAAAAUCUAUCAAAACAAAGAUUCAAAGAGUUGAAGGUAUUCCAGUUUCCCACCAGCAUCUGUUGUAUAAUUCCCGAGAGUUGGAAGACACAGCAUGUAUCACAGAGCCAAGCGUAGGACUGUGCGAAGGGUCUACUGUAAAGUUGGUGCUGUCCAUGCGCGGCGGACCAAUCAGUCUUGUACAUCAGCCUAUGCCACUGAACCGGACCAUUCUUCGGAGCCUAGUGAAGUUUAGCCGAGAGGACGCCUUGGAAGACCUCCCGCCAGGUUGUAGGAUGGCCAUCUUGGUGUUACGAGUGGGUGAUCAGUUGAACCUGUUACACGUGGUAGAGGAUGACGAAGACUCAGACUCUGCAAGCUUCUCUAGGGAUACGUCCAUCGAUUUGCUGGAAGGUGAUCUCUCAAAAAACCUGGAAGAAAAUUCUGUUACAAUGGAAAAGGUCUGUGAUUUAAAAGAAAGAAUGGAAAAACUUUCUUUACAACGUAAAAAUAAGAAGUCUGAAUCAAAAUGUGAAGAAGCCAGCUCAAAAUUGAGUAUUGAAGAGAGGCCAUCAAAUCCUGGAAGCUCAUUAAGACUGCCUUCUAUUAGCCACCAAGUCCAAGGCGAGAUACUGAAGUCCAGGAGUGAAUUUUCUCAAGUUCCUAUUUUGCCAGAUAUAAUACCUCAGAACAGUCCUGCAGAGCUGGAGGAAGUUGUCGCUAUUGACAGUGCCACAGCUUCCAGUCAGAUUUGUGACUCGUUGAGGCCAAACUCUUGCCCCAGCGCUGUCACCGAGAGUCAGUUUUAUGAUGUUUUUGGAGAAGACGGAUGCCAAGAUAAUGUUCAGAUUGCUCAGCCUCACUUUAGGUGUAUCAGUGCCUGUGCAUCUAAACUCCGCCACGAGUGGGGCGUCAACUAUUCAGAGAUAUCAGGAUUGAACAUCCUUCCACCUAUGACUGGUGUUUCUGAAAUUUUAAACAAUAACAGGAAAGUAUCCAACAUCGAACCAAGAAGGUCACAAACAACAACAGUUCCUUACAUAGAAAACUUGAAUGUCCACCACAAAAACCUGACCAGUACAAAGUUGACAAAGAAAACACAAUAUUGCUUUAGGAAAAGUGAAGGGUCAUCUAUUUUAAGAAGAAAUAUCAAUGGUGCAGAAGAAUCUCCAUCAAGUUCUUUUGUUCAGGAUAGUUUUACUCUCGAUUCAGAAUUUUUAUCUUCGAGAAGUUUUGAACUCCUGCCAAAGAUACCGAAUGUUUCACCCCCUCCUGUGAAGGCUGUAACAGAACCAUUAGCAAGUGAGUUGCCAGUUGGGACUGCUACGAGGAUUUCCAUUGACCAAUCCUUGAGAGGAAAAGUGGAUUUUGAUAAGAAAAGCCGGAUCAGAUGCGCUGAAUGCAAGAAGAGGCUUACCCUUGCCAACAUGUUUGAGUGUAGAUGUGGCUUCACAUUCUGCUCUUUUCAUAGGUAUUCAGAAACACACCACUGCACUUAUGACUUCAAGAAAGAAAGCAGAAAGGUGUUAGAACAAGCCAACCCGUUGGUUGUUGCACCUAAACUACCCAAAAUAUAACUUUUUACCACUUCAACCAACUUACAAUGAAUUCUUAAAAUUCUAAUAAAUAUUUUUGAAGCUAUUUUUAGACUACUCAUUAUUUGUUAGGUAACUAUUUGUUUGACUCUUACAUAUUUAGCAUGUAAUGUAGGGUGUACACAAUAAAAUGUCUAUAUUGUUUUAAA